Molecule: messenger RNA, 1466 nt
Organism: Musa acuminata subsp. malaccensis (wild Malaysian banana)
Lineage: Eukaryota; Viridiplantae; Streptophyta; Magnoliopsida; Zingiberales; Musaceae
Product: phospholipase A1-II 5-like
Biological process (GO): lipid metabolic process
Molecular function (GO): glycerophospholipid phospholipase A1 activity
Source: RefSeq, a predicted model, not a curated record
UUCACUCCUAUCCUCCUCCUCUUCGAAUGGCGCAAAAGAUUGGCGCGGAAACACCAUCCUGGCCUGAGCUCCUCGGAUCCGAGCACUGGUCCGGCCUUCUCGACCCUCUCGACCAAUCCCUUCGCGUCUUCCUCCUCCAAUGCGGUGACAUGUGUCAGGUCACCGGCGAUUCCUUCAUCGGCGACGACCACUCCAAGUACCGUGGCAUGUGCCGCUACCGCCCCAGCACCCUCCUCGACCAAGUGUUCUUCCCCUACGCGGCCAACUACGACGUCAAGGAGUACCUCUACGCCAUGUCGCAAAAUUCGUCAAACAAGACCAAGGAGUCCAAUUGGAUGGGCUACAUCGCCGUCUCCAAGGACGCAUACACGAAGCGUACCGGGCGCCGCGAGAUCUACGUCGUAUGGCGCGGCACGGGACGGCCGUCGGAGUGGUGCGAGGACUUCACGACCGGUCUCGUGCCAUUGGACCCCGACAAACGAGAUGUGAUGGUCAUGCAAGGCUGGAACGACAUCUACACGUUGAAAGACAGCGAUUCGCAAUUUCCAUGCAACGCAACCAGUGCAAGGGAGCAGUUAUUGAGUAAGUUAAAAGAGCUAGUGGAGCUAUACAAGAACGAGAGCCUUAGCAUAGUGUGCGUUGGCUACAGCUUGGGAGGCGCCCUCGCCAUCUUGAGUUCUUUCGAUAUGGUGAACAAAGGACUGUCCAAGAUAGAAGGCAAGGCGGAGGAGUACUUCCCAGUAUGUGCCGUGGUGUUUGAGAACCCCAAAGUUGGGAACAAGGCCUUCAAUAAAAGGUUUGAGGAGCUGCCCAACCUUCGAGCUCUACGUGUCCGGAAUACUCGGGACAUCGUUCCAUUGUGGCCAAUUUCAACCGACUACGUUGACACCGGCUCAUUUCUGGAGAUAGACGCCAAUAUGUCGCCCUACUUGAACAACUCUGUGAAUAACCACGACCUGCAAGUGGUCCUCCACACGUUGGCUGGGUGGACCUCGAAGGGCGGCGAGUUCCACUUGGAGGUGAAGAGGAGCCUGGCGCUGGUGAACAAGGGGGGCGGCUACUUGAAGGAUGAGUCGCAGAUACCGGAGGCGUGGUGGGUGGAGAAGAACAAAGGAAUGGUACUGUCUGAGGAUGGAGAGUGGUACGAGACACCUGGAUGGAACUGCAAGUCAUCCAGUAAUGGCCACCAGCUCUGAAGAUCCUAUGGCUCCCUGCCUGCCUGCCUACCCUAAAUAAAGUUGUCACUCCCUGCUGGCUCUCUAUCUCUCUGUGUCUGUGCGUGCGCGCGCCGGUCGCCGCGGGGGGUUAUGACAAGAAGAACUAGUGCAUGCAUGCAGCAGUCACGUACGUACGCUUCAAACUUGAAACUUGUGUGGCGAUCAGUUUCUACUAGAUGUGUGUAAUUGGGUCAGUAAGUGAAGCACGUGCUUCGCUGAAUAAUAAUAAAUAAAGAUCCUCUGGUUUGA